Salvia splendens (bonfire salvia) is the source of this 405-nucleotide messenger RNA. RefSeq lists its product as uncharacterized. The coding region runs from base 1 to 405 and encodes 134 amino acids. The transcript has a single exon. NCBI's taxonomy places the organism in Eukaryota, Viridiplantae, Streptophyta, Magnoliopsida, Lamiales, Lamiaceae. The record is from RefSeq and is a predicted model, not a curated record.
AUGGAUCCAUUGAAGCCGUUAAAACAAGAAGCUGGAGCUCCUACGAGUGAUCCAUCAAAGUACAGAAGGCAAAUUGGGAGGCUUCGAUAUCUAUGCAUUACAAGGCCUGAUAUAACCUUUGAUGUACACAAACUUAGUCAGUAUGUAUCAAAGCCUUGCAAUGAACACUGGGAGGCAAGUGAGGAAAUUCUAAGGUACUUGAAGGAAACUCCUGGACAUGGAUUAUUUUACUCCAAUGAGACCGAUCAUACUCUUAGCAUCUUCUCAGGUGCGGAUUGGGCAGCUUGCCCUGAUACAAGAAAGUCCAUGACAGGUUAUUGUCUCUUUCUUGGUUCUUCUCUGAUUUCAUGGAAAGCUGAGAAGCAAAAUACCAUCUCAAGGUCUUCAGCUGAAUUAGAAUACUGA